This is a messenger RNA of Syngnathus typhle (broad-nosed pipefish), 1889 nucleotides long. Its product is annotated as 5'(3')-deoxyribonucleotidase, mitochondrial-like. Gene Ontology annotation, molecular function: 5'-nucleotidase activity. Bases 364 to 1062 code for a protein of 232 amino acids. NCBI's taxonomy places the organism in Eukaryota, Metazoa, Chordata, Actinopteri, Syngnathiformes, Syngnathidae. The record is from RefSeq and is a predicted model, not a curated record. The transcript is spliced from 5 exons. Gene Ontology annotation, biological process: pyrimidine deoxyribonucleotide catabolic process.
UUCGACAGAACAUCUUUGUUCUCUGCAUUCUGCAAGGCAAGCCAAUACAGAACAGUUUCGUCCAACUACGGCGUUGGACCUAUGAAAAUACCGCUGCAUGCCGAAACUGCUGUUGUCUUCCAAGCUGACAACUCGGUGGGUUAUGGGGAGCCGUGGGACAUUUGACAAUACGUUAGCAAGCGACUCAAUCCGACCCCAUGCGGCAUAGGCCUGUCACGUUUGACCUGUGCGCCGCCGCAGCCGCCGUAGACUCCGCUUCAAAGCUAACGUCAAGAUAGCAUCCGAGCGGUGCAGAGAACGUUGAAACAUUAUGCGGCGGACACAAAACGUCAAGAGAAGACGAAUGCAAUCCAUGCAUCGUGCAUGAAAACGGGGUCGGUCACAAUGUUACUGUCGACCACACGUCGUCUACUGGCAAGAGGAAAAGCGCUGCUCACUCACACAUUUCAAAGGAGCUGUGGAACCAUGACCCAUGGGAAGAGACUGCGGGUGCUGGUUGACAUGGACGGCGUGCUGGCCGAUUUCGAGGGGGGGUUCUUGAAGAAGUACCGGGCCAGGUACCCCAACGAGCCCUACAUCACCCUGGAGGACAGGAGAGGCUUCUGGGUUUCCGCGCAGUACGGAAGACUCCGGAGUGAUCUCUGUGAAAAAGCCAUUAGCAUCUGGGAGUCCAAGGGCUUCUUCAGUGAGCUGGAGGCACUUCCUGGUGGGGUGGAGGCAGUCAAGCAGAUGGCCAACAUGGACAACACAGAUGUCUUCAUUUGCACCAGUCCGAUCAAGCAUUUCAAGCACUGCCCUUAUGAGAAGUAUGCGUGGGUAGAAAAACAUCUGGGUCAUGACUUCCUGGAGCAGGUCAUUCUAACCAGAGACAAGACGGUGGUCAGCGGAGACGUACUCAUUGACGACAAGCCUGAUAUUUUAGGCGUGGAGCCCAAACCCACCUGGGAGCACGUUUUGUUCAGCGCCUGCCACAACAAGCACCAUCCCGCCAAGCCUUGGCAGAGACGCUUGCUGUCCUGGUCUGACGACUGGAGAGCCAUCCUGGACAGCAAAAGGCAGUGAGCUCUUUCAGUAGGGCCCCCGACAUCACCAGCAGCCUUACUUACUUACAUACAUACUUACUUACUUACUUCUUUCCUUCCUACAUCUUCGUGCCAAGCAGAGUGCACACGAGUUGAGAUGUCUUACCGUAGUCGACCACAGGUGGGCGCGCUAAGACUGAAACAUGUUUCAAUCCAGUUAAACAUACGGCCGGGCCACUACUGUCCUGGCAGAAAUAGAGCAAACUGAAGUUAGCAGCUAAAUGAGAUCAAGGUUGUAAGAAUAAUGGUUUGACAGUUAACAAUUUUGCAGAGGUGCUUGAAGAAAAGCAUUCAUCAGUACGCGCAAUACGCAAAGAGAAGAAAACCACACGCGCCUGUGUUUCGCUUUCAUUUCGUGUCUAAAAAGAGCCGAGAAAUGAUUGCUCUUUUUUUGGUGCUACUUUGCUUUUUGAACACCCAUGCAUUUCAUUAACAAGGCCUAUUUGGUUGAUUGUUUUAUUUUGCCUCAUAAUCAAGUUGAAUAGCGGAACGUUAAAGGCGGCAGCGAUGCAUGCUGUUUAGAUUCGAAUAAAUGGUCGUCAAAUAGGACGAGUGAUUUUUGGAAGCAUUUCACGACUAAAUAUUAAGAGGUGAUUUCUUUUUAGAAAGGAUCUGUUUUACAUUUACAGUACAUGCUGAGAAUGUCCAGUUUUCUUUGUGUUUCACCCAAACAACUGUACUGUAACGUGUCAUCAUUUACAAAAAACAAUUUAGGGUUGUGUUUAAACAAUUGACCAUUGUGUGGUAAAAUACCUCCAAACACUUGUAAAUGUGUAUUCAUUAAAAAUAGCGUCUAUACUAAAUCCA